This is a messenger RNA of Procambarus clarkii (red swamp crayfish), 426 nucleotides long. Lineage: Eukaryota; Metazoa; Arthropoda; Malacostraca; Decapoda; Cambaridae. The record is from RefSeq and is a predicted model, not a curated record.
AUGUCCCGCCACUCCAAACGCAUGUCCCGCCACUCCAAACGCAUGUCCCGCCACUCCAAACGCAUGUCCCGCCACUCCAAACGCAUGUCCCGCCUCUCCAAACGCAUGUCCCGCCUCUCCAAACGCAUGUCCCGCCUCUCCAAACGCAUGUCCCGCCUCUCCAAACGCAUGUCCCGCCUCUCCAAACGCAUGUCCCGCCACUCCAAACGCAUGUCCCGCCACUCCAAACGCAUGUCCCGCCACUCCAAACGCAUGUCCCGCCACUCCAAACGCAUGUCCCGCCACUCCAAACGCAUGUCCCGCCACUCCAAACGCAUGUCCCGCCACUCCAAACGCAUGUCCCGCCUCUCCAAACGCAUGUCCCGCCACUCCAAACGCAUGUCCCGCCUCUCCAAACGCAUGUCCCGCCUCUCCAAAAGACAUUGA